UUUACGUCUGAGAGUGUCCAAUGGCUGCGCAGAACUUGUGCGUGGUUCCAAGUUUUGUUGACAUCUCAUCGGCGGUAACGGGAAAAUAGAAAACAGUACCAGUGUCAUCCCAGGAAUUAACUUGGGCACCACAUCUACACCGUAGGCCUGGCCUAUAUGGGCCACCUCCUCAGCAAGCAGCGCAGCGGCCAGUCACAGAGUAGCGAGAAGAGACAGCGGGGAGACUGUUUUCUAAGCGGGCCGUGCAUGCUUUGCUUCGUUAUCCACAGUAACCAACGGGAGUCUCCACAGCACCAGCAGGAAUCCGUGCAGAGUCACCGGUCUUCUCAGCAGCUACCAGCAGCCCGCAACGCAGCCCAGGACUGUGCCCGCUUGCUGCUGCUGUGCCCCAGUGAGCUCCGUGCCUGGGAGGAUCUGUGCACCGGUUUGCUGUGCAACUCUCAUCGUCAACCGGUUAGCGCAGAAAUGGUUUGCAAGCGUAAAAGCAGCGAACAGCAGCCCCGUACCCCAUGCAAACAGCCACGCUGCUCCCCUACAGAGGACACCGGUUGCUCUUCAUCCUGUUCACUCUCGCCAACCACCCCUCCUCAGACUACAGAGCAAUGCAGCAGCCCGGAGAGCGAACCUCGUGCACCUGAGGAGCCGUGUGAAGCGCUGCAUAUAAACCAGCUACCCCCGUCACUGCUUCUCAAGAUAUUUUCUAACUUAUCUUUAAAUGAGCGUUGCCUUUUUGCAUCCCUGGUCUGCAAAUACUGGCGUGACCUCUGUCUAGAUUUUCAGUUUUGGAAGCAGUUGGAUCUUAGCAAUCGUCAGCAGGUCAAAGAUGGUUUACUAGAAAGAAUUGUUUGUAGGAAUCAAAACAUCACAGAAAUCAAUAUUUCUGACUGUCGCAAUGUGACUGAUACAGGUGUAUGCAUGGUAGCAUUAAGGUGCCCCGGAUUGUUGAAGUACACUGCUUUCAGAUGUAAGCAAUUAACGGACAUAUCACUUAUUGCUCUUGCUACUCAGUGCUCAUCUCUACAGAAGGUCCAUGUGGGAAAUCAGGACCGUCUUACAGAUGAGGCACUUAAACAGCUGGGUCUCAAAUGCCGAGACUUAAAGGACAUCAAUUUUGGUCAGUGCUACAAGAUAACAGACGAGGGAAUGAUUGCUAUAGCCAAAGGGUGUCCAAAACUGCAAAGAAUUUACAUGCAAGAAAACAAAUUAGUUACAGAUGAAUCAGUAAAAGCAUUUGCUGAACAUUGUCCUGAGCUGCAGUAUGUUGGGUUUAUGGGCUGCUCCGUUACAUCCAAAGGAGUUAUCCACUUUACCAAGCUCCGGCACCUUUCCAGUCUUGAUUUGCGUCAUAUCACUGAACUGGAUAAUGAGACUGUGAUGGAAGUAGUAAAGAGGUGCCAAAAUCUCACAUCGCUAAAUCUGUGCCUGAAUUGGUUCAUUAAUGACAGGUGUGUAGAAGUUAUUGCAAAGGAAGGUCACAAACUUAAGGAGCUGUACUUGGUGUCUUGCAAGAUCACAGAUUAUGCUUUGAUAGCCAUUGGUCGAUACAGCGCCACUAUAGAGACAGUGGAUGUUGGGUGGUGUAAAGAGAUUACAGAUCAAGGUGCCACAUUGAUUGCACAAAGCAGCAAAUCUAUCCGAUAUCUAGGCUUGAUGAGAUGCGAUAAGGUGAAUGAAGCGACAGUAGAGCGGCUUGUUCAGCAGUAUCCUAAUAUUACUUUUAGCACUGUCCUGCAAGAUUGCAAGAGAACUUUGGAGCGGGCCUAUCAGAUGGGCUGGACGCCGAAUGACUCCUCUGCCUCAUAACUCACAAGAACAGCUCAUGUAUUUAGCAGUUGUCUUGGAAAAAUGCUGGUGUAGGACACUCCAUCUUUUGAGAAGCCUAAGCAGCUUUUUUGCUUUCACUUUUUUAUUUCUAUUUCAUUUUUUUCUUUUUUCUUUCAAGGUUUCAGCCACUCAGCACUGGAAUGGCCUGCAAAGCACAUUUUAAGAAUGUCUUCAAGCCCUUCCAAAGUCUGAGAAGUAUAUUUUGCAAACUAGAUGCUUAAAGGGACAUUGUACACGUACAACAUGAUUUUAAACAUGCUGAAAUUAUUUAUUUUUUUGCCUGAAAAAAAAUGGUUAAAACUUUUUUUAAAUUUAAAUUUAAAAAAAUUGUAGCAGUAACAGUUUUGUACUUCGUACUAAUUCUCAUUGGCUAAUAGAUUUUUCAUGCUUAUGCUUAUUGGCUGAUAAGUAGAAAUGCUUAUUUGUGGGAUACUGAACCAUUUAUUUAAGUUUUCACAGCUUUUACAUCACUUUUAUUUCAGGCAAAAGAAAAAAAAAUUAAAUCACAUGCAUGAUAAAAAAUAUUUAGUACAAUGUCCUUUUAAAUAGUGGCAUUUUUUAUUUCUGAUAGAAUUAAUCUUUUUUUGUUGAAAAUAUGAUUAUAAUAUUCUGUUAGAAUGGUUUCAGCAUGUCACUUCAAGUAGUAAAGAAAAAGUAUAAAGUUGUAUUAGUUUUAGUGUUUUAGAGUUUAUGGCAUAUAUUUUGGGUGAAAAAAUCAUAUUUAUUUUUUGGCAUUUGUUUUCUAGAUUAUUCUAUGAUUGUCUAAAUCUGUGACAUUUCUGUAUCUAUUCAAUUGUCAAAGUUGCUUGAUAAUGUAUCCCUUUAAUGUGUGUUUAGGUGUGAUGCUGGAAUUUAUCAUUAAUUUUAAACACACACACAUAUUUCAAGCUACUUUUUGGCCUCAGUAUCAUACAAUUGUAUUACUUUUAUUUUCUAAUGAAAUAUUUUGCUAUAUAUUAAUCACACUAUUUAGCUGAUCUAUAUAUUCAGCUGUAAUAUAAGUUUACAUAGUGACUGACACACGCUGACAUCACUUUGCUGUAAAACCAUUGCAGAUUAUGCUGUUGAAUGAUAUCCUUAAGGCAAUCAUAUCUUUAUUGAUUAAUAUGUUUAAAACCUUAUUCAUUUCUUACUACUAUGGAAAAUUGAUUGAACUGCCCAUCUUCUCUAAUUUAUAUUUAAAAAUUAUUGUAUAUGUGUGUUCAUUCUUAUGAAUAUGUAGUUUCAUAUAGGUUAUAAACAUAAAUGCACAAAAUGAAUAUAAUGCAAGCUGUUAAAUUGCCACUUUGCCUUUUAAGUGAGAAAACCAUUUACUAUUAUGCAUAUAAAUAUUAAAGGAGAAACGUCUAUUUACACUGGAGAUUAUUUCAAAUUACAGUGAAGGCAAUAAUAAUUUUAAAAUCAGUCAUCCAAUGUUAUAUUCAAGUCACAUUUUGUAAUAAAUGUUAUUUGUACUUCUAGUUUUUCUAGGUAGCAGGAGAGAAGUCUAAAAUAUACUUUUUAGUGAAUAUUUAGUACUGAUAUAUCAUGGAAAGUAAUGCUACCCUUUGAGUCAGUUUUUUUCUCCAUUAUUUUACAAGACAAGUAAAGUAUUUUUUAAAUCAUAUAAAUAAAACAAACAUUGUAAAAUGCUAUAUUUACAUUCACCAAAUACAAAAUCAAGAGCACAUUUUCAUGUACAUAUAAACCAUUUCACUGUAGUUUGUCACAAUGUGUGCGAUCCUGAAAUGAGCUAUUCUAUAAAUCAUUUGAUUGGAGCUUUAAAUGUGUCAUUUGGUAAAGUACAUAUAAGCUAAUUAUACUACAGCAAGAAUAAAUAUAAAUUAUAAACUUGUUUAAACUCCAUAAUACCAGAGUAACCCCAGCCCAGUUGUAUUUUGCAGAUAUUUUCCAUUAAAGCAAAUGAGAUCUACUAUAAAUUAAAGGGACACUGUACCCAAAUUUUUUCUUUCGUGAUUCAGAGAGAGCAUGACAUUUUAAUCAACUUUCUAAUUUACUCCUAUUAGCAAAUUUUCUUCAUUCUCUUGGUAUCUUUAUUUGAAAUGCAAGAAAGUAAGUUUAGAUGCCGGCCCAUUUUUGGUGAUCAACCUGGGUUGUUCUUGCUGAUUGGUGGAUAAACUCAUCCACCAAUAAAAAAGUGCUGUCCAGAGUACUGAAUAAUAAAAAAAGCUUAGAUGUCUUCUUUUUAAAAUAAAGAUAGCAAGAGAACGAAGAAAAAUUGAUAAUAGGAAUAAAUUAGAAAGUGGCUUAAAAUUGCAUGCUCUAUCUGAAUCAUGAAAGAAAAAAUUUGGGUUCAGUGUCCCUUUAAUUAUAUAAUUUAUUGAUGUAGAAGGUACCACACAAUAAUGCAUUUGGUCAUUUUUAUAAAUUGUAAUUAAAGGCCUAUACAAGUCUAAAAAGACAAAGCUCUAAUGUUAGAACAUGCUAUUAUAUGGCAAUUGUCUGUAUGUAACUGUGUUUAACCCAUGCAAAGGAAUUAAGUGCAUAGUUAAAGUCAACACAGAGUAUCUAUGCACUAUGAAAAGCUCACUAAAAAUAUCUGGUGAGACAGACAAGAGGCAGAUGUAUAUAGUCACCAAUUACUAACUAGCUCCCAGAAGUUUAGGAUAUGUACUUUUUUUUUUUUUUUUAAACAAAGAAUACAAAGAGAAAAAAAGCAAAUUUGAAAAUAGAAAUUAAUUUAAAAGUGACUUGAAAUUACAUGGUCUACGUGAAUCAUGAAAGUUUAAUUUUGACUUCAUUAUCCCUUUAAAUCAAUAAAAUAUUUUUUCUUAUAUAACUAAAAUGCUGCAUACUGCCCUCUAUAUACUAUAUACAGUAUAUAUAUACAGUAGAGUACACAGAAAACAUUAGCCAAAACACUUUGCAUAAUUUUUGUUUGCUCCUAUAUAAACAAGGAAUUUAGCGACUGAUUAGCUGCAAAAUUGUCACUAUUUAACUUAAAAUUGCUAUAGCUGCUAGAGGGACUUAAUAGUACUUCCAAAUACAAGUGACAGAGCGUAGCUAUGUAAUUCAUGCUGGAUUCAUCAUUUUCCCUGCAGUGUGCUCUGCUAGAAUGUAAGUGAUAUACACUCUAAAGAACAAGACUGUAACAUUAAAAGGAUUAAUUACCAAUCCCUCAGCUGUGAAAGUGGAUUAGAAAUGCACCUGUUUCACAAAAAUGUAAUUGUUAAAACUAAUAAGAUACUUCUGAUUGUUUGUUCUUUACUUUUGCAGCUGGGAAAUCAUUUAUUUUUGACCAUCUCUGAAACACUUGAAUGCUUUUUCCUUCUUUAAAUAAAAUGGAUUUAAAAUGUC
Bombina bombina (fire-bellied toad) is the source of this 5121-nucleotide messenger RNA. RefSeq names its product F-box and leucine rich repeat protein 17 (gene FBXL17). Gene Ontology annotation, cellular component: SCF ubiquitin ligase complex. Gene Ontology annotation, biological process: SCF-dependent proteasomal ubiquitin-dependent protein catabolic process. Gene Ontology annotation, molecular function: protein binding. The transcript has 9 exons. NCBI's taxonomy places the organism in Eukaryota, Metazoa, Chordata, Amphibia, Anura, Bombinatoridae. Bases 157 to 1803 code for a protein of 548 amino acids. The record is from RefSeq and is a predicted model, not a curated record.